Cyanidioschyzon merolae strain 10D is the source of this 1539-nucleotide messenger RNA. Its product is annotated as 3-isopropylmalate dehydratase. Gene Ontology annotation, biological process: amino acid biosynthetic process. Gene Ontology annotation, molecular function: 4 iron, 4 sulfur cluster binding; 3-isopropylmalate dehydratase activity. The record is from RefSeq and is a predicted model, not a curated record. The transcript has a single exon. NCBI's taxonomy places the organism in Eukaryota, Rhodophyta, Bangiophyceae, Cyanidiales, Cyanidiaceae. Bases 1 to 1539 code for a protein of 512 amino acids.
AUGUUCGUUUCUCCAGUGACACUUCAUAGCCGAGCACAAGGUUGCAGUGCCAGAACUGGAGUCAGUCAGGAGCAGCGACGGGUACGAAUUGGCCCCAAAAAUCCCCUGGCUGAAUUAAAGUCUGGUAUCUCUGCGCCGACCUCAACGAAGGCAGCUCCGAGUGUAGCCGUGAAGGCGCCGCAGACGAUAACAGAGAAGAUCAUAGCCAAAGCCGCUGGAAGGAGCUUCGUGAAACCAGGAGAGAAUCUCUUUGUUGACGUUGAUGUGCUCAUGACACACGACGUCUGUGGUCCGGGGACGAUCGCAGUCUUCAAACGCGAGUUCGGUUCGGAUGCACCUGUCUGGGACCCUGAAAAGAUUGUCAUUAUCCCCGAUCACUACAUCUUCACUGCGGAUGAGAAAGCGAAUAGGAACGUGGAUAUUAUUCGGGAUUUUGCUCGCGAACAAGGCAUCCGUUACUUCUACGAUAUCACCGAUCGGAGCGACUUUCGGGCGAACCCUGAAUACAAAGGGGUCUGCCACAUAGCACUGGCGCAGGAAGGGCACUGCCGUCCUGGUGAGGUGCUUUUCGGGACAGAUUCUCACACGUGUACUGCAGGAGCUUUCGGCGAGUUCGCGACUGGCAUCGGGAACACUGAUGCAGGUUUUAUAAUGGGCACCGGUAAGCUCCUCAUCAAAGUGCCCGCAACAAUGCGCUUUGCCUUGAAUGGAACCCUGCCUGAUUACAUCAUGGCCAAGGAUAUCAUUCUCCAAAUCAUAGGCGAUAUUGGUGUCGCUGGCGCUACCUACCGGGCGAUGGAGUUUGUCAGUGAUCGGAUGGAGCAGUUUUCUAUUGCCGAUCGCAUGACACUUUGUAAUAUGGCGAUUGAGGCUGGUGGUAAGAACGGCAUCUUUCCUCCGGAUGAAAUUACGUGUGCUUACGUCCGAGCACGAACAACGAAGCCGUUUGAUGUGUUCCACACCGACUCGAAUGCCUCAUUCUACACGGACCGACAGUACGACUUAUCCAAACUGGAGCCUGCGGUAGCGAAACCACACAGCCCCGAUAAUUUAGAUCUUGCCCGCAAUUGCGAGGACGUGAAGAUUACGCGAGUGUACAUUGGCUCUUGCACUGGCGGCAAGACGGAGGACUUUGUUGCCGCAGCGCGGAUUCUCGACGGGCGUCAGGUACGUGUUCCUACGUUUCUUGUUCCGGCCACACGCCGCAUCUAUGAAGACCUGGAAACCAGAAAACUUAACGGCAAGACUCUGAUGCAGAUUUUCAAGGACGCGGGAUGCCUUCCGCCGGGUGCCCCGAGUUGCGCAGCGUGUCUGGGAGGUCCGAAGGACACCUUUGGGCGUGCGAACGGGCCCGAGGUCGUUGUGAGCACCACAAAUCGGAAUUUUCCAGGCCGAAUGGGCGACAAAUCGAGUGCGGUCUUCCUCGCCUCGCCCUAUACUGCCGCUGCUAGUGCCAUCACAGGGCAUAUCACGGAUCCACGUCGUGUCUACGACUUUGACCGAGUGCGGCACCCGCUCGAGACGUACGGCCUCUCGUAA